AUGCACAUCGUCAUCUUAUCAGGUUCUCAGUCGAAGCCCUUCCUCUCUGGUAUGGGUAAUCUAUGGGAGAAUAUCUCGUCAGCUUCUAUUCCCAUGGUUAGCGUUAUGCCUUACCAAUAUCCACCACUGCCGCCUGUCGACAUUGAGACGGGUAUGUCGCCUCAAGGCUUUAUGCUUUGCACCGUUCCUUCCCAACAGCUUUCUUCUUUGAGCAUGUUUGAUAUUCGUGAUCCUCGGUCACCAAAUCAAGGGCAUGAUCUGAGUAUAAAAGGGGCAUUCUCAGCACCAACCGGUGAUCCUUUACAUCCUGGGGAAACAGAUGAGCAAUCACAACAAAUGGGGACGAAAAAGAGGAGCAAAUUAGGCUAUCAUCGUAUUUCAGUGGCCUGUGGUCACUGCCGGCGCCGAAAAAUCAGAUGCAUCACGUCAUCCUCUGAUGUGCAAGGUCGUUGCAUUAACUGUAUUCGCUUGAGGAAGGAGUGCAGUUGUUUCCCGGUAGACCAAACAUCUACCUACGACUCACGAGCAAAGAAAACGUCAAGAUCUUCUACUGAAGUAAAAGGAAACUCAGCUACAACUAUUAGCAAUCCAGUAAAGCAACCAAGGAAACUGAGGCCACCAUUUAGCCCAUCAACCAAAAACGCAACAUCUAUUGCAGUUCCCACAGCCAUUGAAGUCACUAGGACAGAAGGGUUCCCGCCUGAAAUGAGAGCUUCGUAUGCAUCUCCCACGAAUCAGAAGCCUUUUGGAAUAAGAAACCAGGAUCUCUCCAACUGGAUGCUUGCAGAUGCUGACCAAAGCCCAACUUCGAACACAGGAGAACUGAACCCAACGUGGCAAACGUAUCCUUCGGAAUCACCCAUGAGCACACAAUUUUCACCCUUCGCGUCUGUACCGCUGUCGUCGGUUGGAUGGACAUCUGGAAGCUCGAAACCCACAUCUCAUGGGGACGUUGAUCUUGCUUGGGGUCCCUACGCGCAUCCGGUACGAUCCAUGCUGUAUGGAGGGGAGCCCUUAGCCAGUUAUCAUCCCUCUCAAUAUCCUCUGAUGGCUUCCAGUCGGCAAUUUGAGCGGAGGCCAUCUGCAUUGUCUGAUGUUUAUAUUACAUCUAUGAGUGGUGUAAUUCCUGGAUUUGAAGCUUGCACUAGCUCCAAUAUGAACCCAACCGUUCCUCUUUCAGCUGGAGCAGUGACUCCAGCAAACCAUCCAGCGUGGGACCAAUCACAACCACUUCCAGGCUACACUUUUACAAAGAACCAAGACGCUUAUGCUGGUGGCUGGCCGUCUGGACGCAAUGGGCGAGUUCACCCAUUACAGGUAGCCGGCCCCAGCCAGACCCAGUCAGCAAUUCAGUAA
Fusarium oxysporum Fo47 is the source of this 1356-nucleotide messenger RNA. RefSeq names its product Zn(II)2Cys6 transcription factor domain-containing protein. The record is from RefSeq and is a predicted model, not a curated record. The transcript is spliced from 4 exons. Bases 1 to 1356 code for a protein of 451 amino acids. NCBI's taxonomy places the organism in Eukaryota, Fungi, Ascomycota, Sordariomycetes, Hypocreales, Nectriaceae. Gene Ontology annotation, molecular function: DNA-binding transcription factor activity, RNA polymerase II-specific; zinc ion binding. Gene Ontology annotation, biological process: regulation of DNA-templated transcription.